This is a messenger RNA of Saccostrea cuccullata (small rock oyster), 1234 nucleotides long. Its product is annotated as multimerin-2-like. Gene Ontology annotation, molecular function: protein binding. The coding region runs from base 243 to 884 and encodes 213 amino acids. Lineage: Eukaryota; Metazoa; Mollusca; Bivalvia; Ostreida; Ostreidae. The record is from RefSeq and is a predicted model, not a curated record. The transcript is spliced from 3 exons.
UUAGUAUAACAAUUAGAAAUUUUUAUAAUCAGAUAUCUUAAAAUGUUUGAUGCUGUUCAGUCAAAUUGAAUGCAAAUGAGAAAUCUAUAAUAAAGACUAAACAGGUGAGCUAAAUUGAGCAUUGCAUAUUAUAAGAGAAUCAACUCGCUUAAAUUUGAACAUAGCCUGAUCGAGCGAGCUACCGAGCAGUACCAACCGAAAAGGACAAAAUUUAUAAGUUUUCAAGCGAUUAGAUUUCCAAAAUGCUCCUUUAUCAACUACCCCUCCUCUUUGCCAUAGUAUCAACGGCUGAACUGACCACGCUCUUGAAAGGCCGGAAUUUGACCAGUCUGGAAGAACGUCUAUCAAAGACAGAACAACGACUGAAAGCUACAGAGCGAGUCUUAGGACAGCUACUGACAGGAAGAAACGAUGUCGAUCUGCCAUCAUUGGAUGUACUUGCUCUCAGAUCUGGUGUUCUAGUCGAUCAGUCAGAUCCUGUUCUUUUUUCUGCAUACAAAUCCUCAACUACAAGCGGUAUCAGUACCCGAACAGUCAUAAGAUUUGAACAGACGUACAUCAACAUCGGAAACCACUACCACACAGAAGACGGAAUCUUUAUUGCUCCCCAGACAGGCAUCUACAUGUUCCACUGGACCAUAGCUACAGGAAGCAGUGGUUUUUAUACCCAGUUGAUUGUCGGAGGUACAUCUCGCGCUUCAAAUUAUAUCCCUCAUCCAGGAGGGGCAGACUCCAGUUCAGCUAUGGUUAUCAUAAACGUGAACAAAGAUGACCAUGUCUGGAUUCAGAUUUAUGGAUCUAGUGAACAUGUCUAUGGUGGUAGUAGUGGUGUUGGAAGUAACAUACAGUCCACAUUUACUGGAAUCCUCUUAAGGAAAACUUAACCUCAACAAUGAGAUACCUUGCUCUCAUAUUCUGUUAAAAUGUAAUUAGAAAAGAAAUACAGCAUUCAAUUACAUUUAUGUCAGUAAUAAUUAAAUUGCUAUUGAUUUCAGGGAGUACUAUAUCGAACCUUGUUUGAAAAAUUUAAAACACCGAGUUGCUUUUGGUUGAUCAAAGCAAUAACUGAUUUUGUUGAAUGUUUAUUAAAAAAGCAAUUGAUGACAAUUUUAUAUAUCUGAUCGAGAAACACUCUUAAAGUUAAUCUUUCACUCCCUGUAUUGACAAUUUGCAAGAGAAAUUUUCAUUCUACAGACAUUUAUGCAUCAAUAAAAAAUUGUUUUAACAAAAUAAA